UAAAAUAUUUAAUUGGACAUUGUAUUGGAGAUUAUUUUAUCAAGAUGGCGACGACAACGAAAGAAAAUAGUUCGAUAAAUGAAGCUUAUAGCUACGAUUAUAAGAAAAAUAUUCGCACAGCUCUUCCUCAGUUUAUUGCAGUCAGCGUAAAAAAUCUUCUACUAAUAGUGUAUGGAAUGUCACUUGGGUUUUCAACUAUUCUUAUUCCUGCCGUCAAAGAACCAGCUGAAUUCGAAAUUCUACAUCUAAAAAAUUCUGAAAUAUCAUGGAUAAGUUCGAUAAAUCUAAUCGUCGUUCCGGUGGGCUGCGCGCUAUCCGGUAUUCUGACAACACCUUUGGGUCGCCGACGUUCAAUGCAAAUGGUGACCUUACCCUUUUUCGUCGCCUGGUUGAUUUUCUACUUUUCAACCAGCACUAGCCACCUCUACGGAGCUUUAUUCCUUACAGGACUAGCGGGAGGACUGCUUGAGGCACCAGUGCUAACGUAUGUCGCUGAGGUUACGCAGCCGUAUCUUCGAGGUAUGCUGUCUGCCACUAGCUCCAUGUCCAUCAUUUUAGGGGUCUUCACGCAGUUUCUUUUUGGUUUACUCUUCUACUGGCGAAUCGUUGCAUUAGUUAACAUCAUAUUUACGGUCUUAGCACUUAUCGCACUAUGUUUUAUUCCUGAAUCACCUCAUUGGCUUGUAUCGAAGAAAAGAAAUGAUGAUGCAAAGAAGAGUUUACAAUGGCUGCGAGGUUGGACAAGUGAGCACGCUGUGGAGGAUGAAUUACGUGACAUACAAGUAUUGUACAAAAGAAAAAAGGUGGAAAAUGAGCAUCAAGAUGAAACACUUUUAGAAAAAAUAUCGGCUUUCCUCGAUAGAAGUUUUUUAGUGCCUUAUUUUCUCGUCUCCUAUAGCUUCUUCGUGGGUCAUUUUAGUGGAAUGACUACCUUACAGACAUACGCAGUAUCCAUAUUCCAGACAUUAGAGGCGCCUAUCGACAAAUAUUAUGCUACGCUUAUUCUAGGCAUCCUACAGCUCCUUGGCGCAAGCGUAUGUGUCCUGUUAGUUCACUACACCGGAAAGAGACCUCUAACAUUUUUUUCUACUGCAACCGCCGGAAUUUGUUGCUUGCUGGUUGCUGGUUACGAUGGUUACAAUAAAACUCACUUUGUAAAUAACGCUACAUUGAAUUUGAGCAAUAUUAGUAACACUACUAUCGGUGCAGCAGAUAAUGCUUUAAACAAUCCGUACUCUUGGAUACCAAUGACGUUACUCAUGAUGCUCGCUCUUCUCACUCAUACUGGUAUUCGACUUCUUCCUUGGAUAUUGAUUGGAGAGGUUUUUAGCGCAAAAACGAGAGCUGGUGGUGCAGGUCUGGCUAGUGCCAUCGGAUAUAUUUUCGGUUUUUUAGCCAACAAGAUAUACAUCAGUAUGGUAGACCAACUUUCUAUUAGGGGAACGUACAGCUUUUACGGCUUUAUUUGUUUGACUGGUUGCGUUGUGUUCUACUUCAUACUACCAGAGACUGAAGGCAAGAAUCUGCAAGAUAUUCAAAAUCAUUUUGCCGGAGUUAAAAGUUUGACAAAUGAAGUAUACAGAUCUAAGAAAAAACGAAAUGCUGACGUAUCGAGAAUGCGAGAUGUAAAAGGAACCUCAAAUCCAACGUUCGAAGGAGAUAACAUAAAUUAGUAAAAUGAUAAUUGUCCUGUUUGAAUACAAACAACACCUGGUUGAAAUAUCUCUUUAAAAAAUCUUGAAAAAGUCUUUGCACCUCUGCGUAAGAAUUUUGAUAGAAUAAGUCAGAAUAAAAACUUUGAACAACUCUUAUAUAAAGUAAAUAAAAGAAAUAUCAGAGAAUAUUUGACUUUUUUAGAGUUUUAGAGUUACAAAAACUUACUCUUUUAAGGGCCUAUUUCACCAGUUGUGGAUAAAGGUUAUCCUACAAAUAAGUUACGAUUAAUCUUUAACAGCAGGAGGUAGAAUAGGCCAUUAGGACCGAUUUCAUUUCAAUUAAUAAAUUACCUACAAGUUUUAGAUACAUAUUUGCGAAUAUAUCUCAAAAGCAAAGUGGAAAUCGAGGGUGAAAAAAAAUAAUGCAUCAAAAACUUUUAUCUGUUGGAUAUCGUCAACCGUCAAAUAGCGUUAUCCACAACUGAUGAAACAGGCUCUAAAAUUCUUAUGCAGAUUUUUGAAGACUAAUAUAAUUUUUUUCAAAUAAAAAUUUUCACCAUGGACUA
Molecule: messenger RNA, 2221 nt
Organism: Melitaea cinxia (Glanville fritillary)
Lineage: Eukaryota; Metazoa; Arthropoda; Insecta; Lepidoptera; Nymphalidae
Product: facilitated trehalose transporter Tret1-like
Exons: 14
Coding region: 45-1673 (542 amino acids)
Biological process (GO): transmembrane transport
Cellular component (GO): membrane
Molecular function (GO): transmembrane transporter activity
Source: RefSeq, a predicted model, not a curated record